AACUGGACGGGGGAGGAAAUUAACUCCAGGACGAGACACGAAAAAAAAACGAGAACGCUACCCGCCUCUAUACGGAGAUGUAGCCCGUGUUUUUGCGGUUACAAAAGAGGGCUUUUAAAAACGGCGGGGGGUCGACGUGAGACGAGGAACCAAGUGGAGAGGGGAAAAAACAGGUGCCUACAAAGUCACCAAAGUGAGACAACGACGGACAGUAAUUCCCAUGUUGGUCGCGACCUCACGAACGUUAGCUCGGUAACGUUAUUUACAGCUGGAGUUUCGGUGUUUAGUCGCGUGUGAGUUUCGCCUCGCUUGUGUUUGACGGUGAAUUUAGUCCAGUGCUAUCCCGCAGUAGCAAUCUGUUGCAUCCCCCUCCUCCCCGCUGUUUGUUUAUCGCACGGGUACGAGAUUUAUUCCCACCUCCCCCGUGAUGUUUCACUGUAUACCCCUGUGGCGGUGCAACCGUCAUGUUGAGAUGAUCGAUAAACGCCACUGCUCCCUGCUGUAUGUGCCCGAUGAGAUUUAUCGCUACGGACGGAGUUUGGAGGAGCUGUUGCUUGAUGCCAACCAACUCAGAGACUUGCCCAAGCCAUUUUUCCAGCUGGUUAAACUAAGAAAACUUGGCCUGAGUGACAACGAGAUCCAGAGACUUCCACCAGAAAUAGCCAACUUCAUGCAGCUGGUAGAACUGGAUGUCUCUCGAAAUGAUAUUAUGGAAAUUCCAGAGAGCAUUUCAUACUGCAAAGCCCUCCAAGUGGCAGAUUUCAGUGGAAAUCCAUUAACAAGGUUACCUGAUAGCUUUCCAGAGCUGCGGAAUCUAACAUGCCUUUCCAUCAAUGAUAUUUCAUUGCAAGUUCUUCCAGACAACAUUGGGAACCUUUCCAAUUUGGUAUCACUAGAACUCAGAGAAAAUCUGCUCACAUUCCUACCAGAGUCACUAUCUCUGCUUCAUAGACUUGAAGAACUCGACCUAGGAAAUAAUGAACUCUACAGUCUGCCGGAGUCAAUAGGCUGUCUUGUCAGCUUAAAGGACUUGUGGCUGGAUGGAAACCAGUUGGCUGACAUACCCGCAGAGAUGGGCAGUAUGAAAAGCCUGUUGUGUCUGGAUGUGUCAGAAAACAAAAUGGGGCACCUUCCUGAGGAGUUGGGAGGCCUGCUGUCACUAACUGACCUGCUGGUGUCUCAGAACCUCAUUGAUGCUCUCCCCGAAAGCAUUGGAAAACUACGGAAACUUUCUAUAUUGAAAGCCGAUCAGAAUAAACUAACUUAUCUUCCAGAGAGCAUUGGCAACUGUGAAAGUCUCACUGAACUUGUGCUCACAGAGAACCAUAUACAGAGUUUGCCGAGGAGUAUUGGGAAAUUGAAACGGCUUUCCAACUUCAACUGUGACAGAAACCAGCUAAUGUCAUUACCCAAGGAGAUCGGGGGCUGCAGCGGUCUGAAUGUCUUCUGCGUACGAGAGAACAGGCUGACGAGGAUACCGUCAGAGUUGUCUCAAGCCACCGAACUGCAUGUGUUCGAUGUCUCUGGAAACAGGUUGAUCCACUUACCGCUGUCACUGACCACACUACGACUGAAAGCCUUAUGGUUGUCAGAAAACCAGUCGCAGCCUCUCCUCACCUUUCAGACCGACGAAGAUCCUGACUCAGGCGAGAAGGUGCUCACCUGCGUGCUGCUGCCUCAACAGCCAUGUGAACCAGACAAUAAAGGCUCUGAUAAACUUGCCCGCUUUGGAGCCCUGGAGAGCCUGGUGAAUGACAUGGCAGAUGACACGUGGGACAGGAAAGCCGUGAACAGGAUCAGUGCCAUUCACUUCCUUGAUGAUGAUGAGGAGGAGGAUGAUGACAAGGGAACUUUACUCCGGCGGGCUACGCCUCACCCCGGUGAGCUGAAAACGAUGAAGAAAGCAGCUGAGAACCUCCGCAACGACCUGAACGCUGCCAAAGGCCUGGACUCCAACAAAAACGAGGUCAAUAACGCUGCAGACAGAGUGACCACGUCUGUGUGACCUUUACCUCAGCAAUGUUUUUUACCUCCUGUGUCUCGCCGCUGUGUUGUCCUGCACAACCCCUGCAGUC
This is a messenger RNA of Seriola dumerili (greater amberjack), 2075 nucleotides long. RefSeq names its product leucine rich repeat containing 1 (gene lrrc1). Gene Ontology annotation, cellular component: adherens junction; postsynaptic density; postsynaptic membrane. Bases 428 to 2005 code for a protein of 525 amino acids. The record is from RefSeq and is a predicted model, not a curated record. Gene Ontology annotation, molecular function: protein binding. NCBI's taxonomy places the organism in Eukaryota, Metazoa, Chordata, Actinopteri, Carangiformes, Carangidae. The transcript has 14 exons. Gene Ontology annotation, biological process: neurotransmitter receptor transport, endosome to postsynaptic membrane; neurotransmitter receptor transport postsynaptic membrane to endosome.